Hermetia illucens (black soldier fly) is the source of this 2676-nucleotide messenger RNA. RefSeq names its product NEDD4-binding protein 1-like. Gene Ontology annotation, molecular function: RNA endonuclease activity; mRNA binding. NCBI's taxonomy places the organism in Eukaryota, Metazoa, Arthropoda, Insecta, Diptera, Stratiomyidae. The transcript is spliced from 7 exons. Gene Ontology annotation, cellular component: cytoplasmic ribonucleoprotein granule; nucleus. The record is from RefSeq and is a predicted model, not a curated record. The coding region runs from base 203 to 1996 and encodes 597 amino acids.
CACGUCAAAACAUUGAAGCAGCUGCUCUGAACUGUCAAAGGCAAGUCAGAUGAUAAUAAGUUGUUUGGCGGUGAAUUGGAGUAAAUAAAAGUAAAUAGUUCGUUGAUUUUAGUCCAUCUGUAAAGUUUAGAUACUUUGAAGCUUUUCCUUUAUUUCAAUCAUCUCGACUGGCAGUUUUGGGAUUUAUUAAAAUCGGGCAAGAAUGGGGUCGACGAACGACGCUCAAACCGCUAAAACCCGCAGGACUCAAAAGCGAAAAAUGAAGAGAAAGAGGCAAAGGAUAAGAAUUGCGGAAAAGGCUUUGAAGAGGGCCUUGAGGAUCGUAUCGGACGGCGAAACUCAGAUUGGCGGUCCUUCAACUUCCCGAGCAAAAGCAAAAAAUAUCCAACAAAAGGUAGCAAAAAAGAAAAGGAAGAAGACUCCUCGACAGAAACAACUGAUAUCGAUUUUGAAGCGAAGACAGCAAAGAUCUGCGAAAGCGCGUAGAAAAGACAAAGUUAUAAGAGAUAAUCUAUUUCUAAGAGAUACAGAAGCACUGAAUGCCGCUUGGAUGAAAGCGAAGUCAGAAAUGAAAUCGAAAGCAUUCAACAAGAGGCGCUCCAUCUUACUUAAGCGAAUAGAUAGCGAUUGCAUUUUGAUUGAAGAUACGCCAGAGGUUAUCGUAAUUGACGACGAUGAUUAUGCAAAUAGUAGCAGAUUAUCUCAUACAGAAAAUGUAGAUCCUAACGAAAAACAAAUUUCGGAAACUAGAGAGUCUUUGCGAAAGUGCUCGCUAACAACGGGUCCCAUCAAAAACACAAUCUCAAGAAACAAUCAAGCUGAUACUGUUGAUAUCUGUGAACUCACUGAUGACACUGCAUUAGUUGAGAACAUUUCAAUUUCUAGUUCAGAGAGUGAUGACACCGUCGUUGAUAUGGAAAUUGUCUCCGAUGUUAAAAGUAAUAUCCCCAAAGUUGCAACUUUGGAAAACGAUUCUUCAAAAGAUGAUAACAACAAAGGGGAGAACAACUCGAAUCUAUUCUUCGAGGACACCAAAGCUAAUCCUACACUCAAAGAAAGUGAUAUUCCUCUUUAUAUCUCAACUCCACUUGUCCCAGGUGCCCUUUUGGAAAAUUCACCCAUACCGAAAGAUGUCAUUUUCAUUCCGCAUACGCCGACUGUCGCAGAACCGAAGAAGAAACGCAAACGAAGAGAUGAUUCUGUAAUAUUCGUUAGUGAAACCGUUGCCUCGCCGAGUGUUACAAAUAAUAAUAAUAAUAAGGAAUAUUUAACUUUGGAUACAAGUGACGAUCCUUCAAGAAAGCAAGUUGUCAGGGCGCGAGAUGGGGUAAAAAUAACAAAGCUUAGGAAAAAACGCCCAGUGCCACCCGCUCCUAACAUUAGUAAGGGUGAAACUAGCCCUGUCACCCCUGUAAAGAAUGGGACUAAGCCGAGUUCUGAUUUGUUCACGGCUUCUGAGCGUAAACGCAAUGAAAUCUACAAUUCGAACACGUUCAAUCCAAAUAAAGAGACUCCAAAGCCAGGUAAACGAAUGGUCAUAAUAGAUGGCUCUAAUGUCGCUUGCAGUCAUUCAUUGAAUAGACAGUUUUCAGUGAAAGGCCUAGAAAUUGUGAUAAAAUAUUUCGAAAAAAUGGGUCAUGAAGUAAAGGCGGUUUUGCCGCAGUUUCGACUGAAGAAAUCAAGCUCGACAGACCCACAAACAUUGGAAAGACUUCAAAAACAGGGUAAGGUUGUCCUUACACCAUGCAAAAAUCUUCCGGGAAAGAGCUGCACAUCAUAUGAUGAUCGUUUUAUUCUUCAGUUAGCCAUCGAAUUCGAUGCAGCCGUAGUUUCCAAUGACAACUAUCGCGAUCUUAUUGACGAGAAUCCAGCAUUUAAAAAAGUGAUUGAAUCACGAGUAAUUGGCUACACAUGGUGUAAGGAUAUGUUCAUGUUACCGAAAGAUCCGUAUGGUCGAGCUGGUCCUAGUUUAAGCGUAAUUUUGAAUCGAGUAUAAACGUUUUUUGUUACCGGAGUUAUUUUAAGUUCAUAUAAGAUGUACAUACAUUUCACCUGGAAUUCAUUUUUUAAGUCUCUUCGGUUUACGUUUAAUAAUAUUUUGAUAUGUUUUUUUCAAACGCUCUGUAAUGUGUAUUUGUAGUUCGCGUUUAAGGGAAUAUAUAUUAUAUCGAUCUGAAAAAAAUGCUUAUUAAUGCUGACUUACCAACCGGAUGCUUUUUUAUCCUGUAAGAAGUAGUUUCCUUCUAUUUUCUCGUCGGAAAUGGUAGUCCUAUAUCAUAAGCGAACGUAUUCAGUGGUGCCUAUUGAUUUCAAUUUAUUUGGAUUAAUGUCUCACAAUCUUAUGCUCUAAAAAGAAUAAAUCUUUAAAUUUGGUAAACACGAAAAUUGCAUGUCAAUGCUUUAUGCCAUAUUUUUCAUGAAAAUCAAAAAAAGAAAAUAGUGUUGAAUGUGUUUGUCAUCUCCUAUAAGUUUUAUUUCAGUACUUUGGAUUCUAAUAUUUUAUAGUGGCGUUCGAAGAAACUCCAAAGAAAUAGAAAAAUGAUUUCUGCUAUCGAUGGUAUCCUUUACUAAGACUGAAUUCAGAAAGUAAGAAGAGAAAUUAAUAUAAUAUAUUUUACGGAAUAUUCUUGUGAAGAUAAUGAAACAUUUUUGUAAUAAAAGACUUCUAAAUGUUGG